Amyelois transitella is the source of this 492-nucleotide messenger RNA. RefSeq lists its product as uncharacterized. The transcript is spliced from 2 exons. NCBI's taxonomy places the organism in Eukaryota, Metazoa, Arthropoda, Insecta, Lepidoptera, Pyralidae. The coding region runs from base 1 to 492 and encodes 163 amino acids. The record is from RefSeq and is a predicted model, not a curated record.
AUGAUCAACCUAGUACUAACCCUACUGGUCGCCUGUGCAUCAUUCACCCUGGCACUUCAUCAAAUCCACUUCGAUACCACCAACGAAGACGCAUCCAACCUUAAUCUCGAUUGGGGUCGCGGAUACUUAAAAGGUCAUACCCAAGCGAAGCAGUCGUAUGUCCAAGACUGGUCAGGAGAAAGGCAAACCGAUGAUGAUAAGGAACUAUUGAAUGUAGUGCCCUUACCGGGAGCCCCAGCUGCGGCUGAUGAGGAACAAGUUGCAAAUAGUUUAGAUUCGGUUGCGAAGUUAGCAACCGACAAAACACCAACGUUCUUGAAUGUUAAACUCAGUUUGUCUUUGUGGGAUAACGUUGAUAGGAUGUUCACAGCUAUGCUUCAAAGAGCUAGACAAAGCCCGAGGCUUACCCUAAAGGAUCGUGGUACGCAUUCAGUUGCUGUGAUGUCAACCAUUGUCAAUCUGGCAAACAAUCUAUUGGAGAGAUGCUCGUAA